Molecule: messenger RNA, 810 nt
Organism: Ichthyophthirius multifiliis
Lineage: Eukaryota; Ciliophora; Oligohymenophorea; Hymenostomatida
Product: pyrroline-5-carboxylate reductase, putative
Exons: 1
Biological process (GO): L-proline biosynthetic process
Molecular function (GO): pyrroline-5-carboxylate reductase activity
Source: RefSeq, a predicted model, not a curated record
AUGAAUACUAAAAUCGCCUUUAUAGGUGCUGGUAAAAUAGCAACUGCUAUAUCUUUAGGCCUAUUAAAUAGCGGCAGUUUUUUUCCUGAGUAAUUUUACGCGACAGCUCGUACAUAAUAAACAGUAUAAAACUACUAGAAACUCACAGGAAUCUAAAACGUAUAAUAUCUAGAAAAUAAAAUUGCAAUCGAAAAUUCCCAAGCAAUAAUAAUUUGCACUAAGCCAUUUUAAAUAUCUGAUUUAAGUAAAGAAAUAGCUCCCUUUUGUUCUUAAAAAUUAAUUAUUUCUUUAGCAGCAGGAUAUAAAUUGGAAACUCUAUUUAAAAAUUUCUCUCAUAAAAAAAUUAUUCGAGUACUUCCGAAUACUCCUGUGACUGUAAUGCUCGGAGCUUCUGCAUAUUCGAUGGGCCCAGGUUGUAACUAAGAAGAUGAGGAAAUCUGCAAAAAUAUAUUUAAUACAAUUGGGAAAUUAUAUAAAGUUGAAGAACAUUUAAUGGAUGCUGUUUGCGGAAUUAGUGGAAGUGGGCCGGCUUAUGUAUAUGAAUUUAUAUAAGGAAUUGUAGAUGCAGGUAUUAAAUAAGGUUUAGAAAAAGAAAUUGCAUUAGGCUUAGCUGUUUAAACUGUAUUAGGAGCAGCUACUAUGCUAGAUAGAAAAUUCGGGAGUCCAGAAGAUUUAAAAAAUGCAGUUACAACACCUAAUGGAACUACUUAUGCGGCUUUGUAGGUUAUGAAAGAAUAAAAAUUUAAGGAUAUUAUUGAUGAUUUUGUUAAUGCGUGUGUUAAGAGGUCAGUUGAGUUAGGCAAAAACUGA